GUCAAGCUUUGAUUCUCACUUUGCUGAGGGUUGCACCAUAGUUGCUCCCUGCUACGGUUACGUGGUAUAAAACUCAUUGAUCCUUUACAUCCUUCUUAGUCAUAUGUCUAUUACCUUCUUGCCAUGAACGAGACGAAAAUCAAUUCGCGCCCAAGACCUGAUAACGCGGCCUGGCACCAAACCGGAAGGGAAAAUGUCAAACAAUGAUGACAUCCAGUGGCUCGAGAGCUAUCUGCGCUAUGGCUAUGACCCCGAAGCGCAGAGGUUCGAGGACAACAAUAUGGCUUAUUUUCAGGCAAAUUCCUAUUUUGCCUUGCCCCCACCAUCUCAAAUGUCCCACCCUUCUCCAGGGACGAGUCACGCUCGAUUUCAACCACCAUACCCACAAAGCCGCCCUUCAGCUGAAAGGACCAAUGUAAGGCCUAGUGGUGCUACUUCCUCGUCGGUGCCUGCGCAAUUUCCAUCCCGUUCUCGCCCAUCGCAGGGACCGCCGCGUUAUGCUCCUCCCUCGACCAGCGCGUCAUCACCCGUAUCACAGACGCAAAGCUCGCAGCCUCGAUACGCUCCUGUCCAAGGCCCUGGUACAUACCAAAAUCUAGCGCAACAAGCCCUAUAUCAUACGCCGCGGGCACCGUCCCCGCAAUCUCAACGGCCAACUCACUCCUAUCCACCAAGCACAGCAGCAACAGUUCCCCCGCCAUCGAAGACAGCUUCAGCUCAGCCUCAGAACACAGGGUCUCCGCAGUUGCUCAACCCUACACCAACCCAGCCACAUAACGUUGCGCCUCCUCGUGCCCCUCAGUCGGGCUUUCAAAGAAAUUGGACAACGGCCCCCGAAGAGAAUAGGGCCGUCUCGUCUUCUGCACCCCAGAGCGCGCCCCCGCCGACCUCGAAAACGGUCGCUCCUGAGUCGCUAAAGGUGGCUCAUUAUCAGACGCCUCAAUCGAUGCCCUCCCCUGUGGCCUACCCUGCUCCUUCACAAACUCCACCUACAACACAGCCUACAACACAACCUACGACACAGAAUACAGGCGGACCCAACCAAGCCGCUCCCGUCGCGCGGUACUCGACACCCUCCCAGAGCAUACCGCAGAUGGCACAAUUCGGAAAUAGACCGGCCUUUGAUUCCGUACCUGGUUCAGUGCCCGGCCCAGUCCCUCAGCAGGUCAUCCCACAAAAUCAUAGAACCAGUGGAUCCGCAGAUCAGGAGUCGGGACCUGAUGCUAAAAGACGUCGCGUCGCCGCUCCGAAGACGCCAAAGCAACCGGUGUUAUUCGCAUCCACAAAUGCUGGCCUCCCUUCAAUCCCGGCUGGUGGCUUGUCUGUAUACAGCUAUAACCCCACUAACAGUGGCGGGCCUAAGCCGAAAGACUAUAUCAAGCACCGCGCUGACAUCGUCAAGUCACUAAAAGAAGAUGAUGCCGCUCGGAAGCUGUCCUAUGACCCCAAAACCAUUGCGAGAGAUGUUUUGAUUGCAUCCGGCCGUCAUCCGACUGAAGAAGCAUUGAACCAUCACCUCUUUCGUUUACGUGAUGUCUUCACCCAUGUAGAGAACGGGUCAGAUCUGUCGACAUUUCGAUGGGAUUUGGUAGACUCGGUGGAUGCACGUGACCAGAGACCCAUGGAUGCUGCCCAUCCACCGCCCAGUCAACAACAGUCUGCGCCGCGUCCCGCGCCGCGUCCACCGCAAUCGAUUCCUCCCCCAAAUCUGCCGUCACCCGCCGUGCCGACAGCGUUUGGGCACGUUCAACAGCCAUUACAACACACGCCGCAGGUGCAGCUGCCACAACCGACAUCUACCUCCCAAUCGCCUUUUCAAAUCUCGAAGCCGCAGGUUCAGCUUCCCGCACAGGCUGGAGUUCCUCCCUUGCAGCAGCCCUAUACACCACCAUCGGCGCAGCCGCAGCCGCAGCCACGAUCUCAAACAAAGACACCAUCUGUGCAGACAAACACCAUGGUGGGCAAGCGGGGACCUGGGCGUCCACCUGGGAGCGUCAACAAGGCUCAAAAACCAGUAAUGUCCAUCCAACAAGUGGAAUACCAGGUUUUCUGCUGCCAGUGGCAAUCGUGUCGUGCCGAACUUCAUAAUCUGGAAGGGCUCAAAAAGCACAUUUUCAAGGUUCAUGUUUCGCAAACGCUGACCUGCGGCUGGAAGGGGUGUACGCAAGAGGAGCCCAUGCCUGCUUCGCAACUGUUCAAACAUGUGAAGAAGGAUCAUCUGGACUCUAUCGCGUGGAGGCUAGGUGAUGGACCAUCUGUGCCAAGACCUGGUGAGAAAGCAUCUGGAUGAUUGCAUUUCCACAUCACGCGUGACUUCUAGUAUUUUGGGAGCAGCUGUUAAUAUUUGACAUUGCUUGUACUAUAUAAUAGGUGACACAACUAGCGAAACAGAGACAUCUACGAUUCCCCAGACCGGUCGACCUGGCAUGGAUGACAUGCUCAUCUUUCCGGCGAGUGGUUCGUCAAUCAGGGCGUACCACAAGGUGCACAGCAACAAUACCCAGCAACAGAAAGCUCAAGAGAUGCUCAAGGCUGUGCAGCG
This is a messenger RNA of Aspergillus homomorphus CBS 101889, 2542 nucleotides long. RefSeq names its product putative C2H2 finger domain protein. The transcript has a single exon. Lineage: Eukaryota; Fungi; Ascomycota; Eurotiomycetes; Eurotiales; Aspergillaceae. Bases 194 to 2290 code for a protein of 698 amino acids. The record is from RefSeq and is a predicted model, not a curated record.